AUGACUAAACUUUAUUUGUGGGCUCAACAGAAGUCCAAAAUGGCAUCUAUUUUCCCAACAAGCUUGAGGAAUGGGGUUAAAGGGCUUGAUGCCAAUCGGUACGCGACGAAGAAGACUGUCGCGCAAGGAAUGCUGGACAUUGCCCUGUUAACUUCAAAUGCUUCUCAACUGAAAUAUGUGCUUCAAGUUGGUCCUAAGCAUGAAUUCUAUAUGCUACUAGUUGUCCUUAUAUCCAUCUCGAUAGUUUUACAGCUUCUUGUUGGAUUACUAUUCGUUGUAAUUGGCGGUUUGGACCUGAACGACGACAGCGACCAGCCCUCAGCAAUUAUUCUCAACGAUGUCAUAGUUAUAUUUAUAUUUGUAAUAUCGGUUACAAAUAUAGUUAUAUCAGCAUUUGGCAUAGAAUAUUCAAAUAAUCCGCUGAUACUUGAACGGUUGAAAUACAUUAAUAACGAAUAUAUAAGAAAAGGAAAUGUAACAUCUAGUUAA
Molecule: messenger RNA, 489 nt
Organism: Vanessa atalanta (red admiral)
Lineage: Eukaryota; Metazoa; Arthropoda; Insecta; Lepidoptera; Nymphalidae
Product: ninjurin-1
Exons: 4
Coding region: 1-489 (162 amino acids)
Biological process (GO): cell adhesion; tissue regeneration
Cellular component (GO): membrane
Source: RefSeq, a predicted model, not a curated record